AUGGCAGUGGUGGUGUGCUACCAUGGCUGGCGUACUUUCGAGGACAUCUUCAACGUUAAGGACAUGGACCCGGAGGGCAAGAAGUUCGAUCGUGUGUCCCGCCUGCACUGCGAGUCCGAGUCCUUCAAGAUGGACCUCAUCCUGGACAUCAACUCGUGGCUCUAUCCCAUGGAGCUGGGCGAUAAGUUCCGUCUGGUCCUGGCCACCACGCUGCGCGAGGAUGGCUGCCCGGACAGCGGGGAGUACAAUCCAAUGGAGCACGAGGGCACGCGGGCGGACAGCUUCGAGUACGUCAUGUACGGCAAAAUCUACCGGAUCGAGGGCGACGAGGCGCACAACGAGGCUUCCCGGCUCUGCUACGUGUCCUUCGGCGGCCUGCUAAUGCGACUGCGGGACGCGAACAAUCUUCACGGCUUUGAGGUGGAUCAGCACAUGUACCUGUUGAUGAAGAGACUGGCCUUCUGAAUUUCCCUUCUACUUGUUUCCGUUCGAAAAUUAGACAUAAACAACAAACUUUAUUUACAGUGU
This is a messenger RNA of Drosophila suzukii, 528 nucleotides long. The record is from RefSeq and is a predicted model, not a curated record. Lineage: Eukaryota; Metazoa; Arthropoda; Insecta; Diptera; Drosophilidae.